AUGGAGGGCGGCAAAGGGGUCUUUUCGGGUGAAAAAAUGGAUGAGUUUCGCACCUAUGAGGACUUUUUAGAUUCCCAGAUUAAACCUGUGGAUCUGUUUUACCUUGAGGAUCAGGAACUGGCCCGCCAGCUGGUGGAGCUGGGCCACAAGGGUAGCAGUUUGGAGAGGGAGGAAUUUGAGACAAGAAAAGCAGCUGCCGAGGCCUCCAGGCUUGCUUCAGGAAGCCAACAGAAGAAGCUGGCAAGUACAGGAAAGGAACUCAAAGAUAACUUCCUGAGAGCCCUGGCAGAGCGGGAGGAGGCAAACCGCAGUGGGGAAAUGACUGUCACACCUGUGCUGGAUGCCUGA
Messenger RNA from Danio aesculapii, 348 nucleotides. Its product is annotated as cilia- and flagella-associated protein 299-like. The record is from RefSeq and is a predicted model, not a curated record. The transcript is spliced from 4 exons. Bases 1 to 348 code for a protein of 115 amino acids. Lineage: Eukaryota; Metazoa; Chordata; Actinopteri; Cypriniformes; Danionidae.